UUCUUCCAGCCUUUUCACGUUUUCCCCUCUCCCUCUUUCUGUUCAUGGAAAAUCAUGUCUGACGAGGAGUGGAAGGUUCCCGAUGAGCUCUUUAAAGAUGUCAAAUUCUACGUGGUCGGGGACAUUGAUCAAAAGGUGGUGCAGCUGCUGAAAGCAGGGAAAGGGAAGGAGGUGUCCUACAACGCUCUGGCCACUCACAUCAUCGCAGAGGACGGGGACAACCCUGAGGUGGGCGAGUCCAGAGAAGUUUUUGACCUGCCUGUUGUCAAGCCCUCAUGGGUGAUCCUGUCUGUUCGAUGUGGAGACCUUUUACCCGUCACCGGCUUCUCUCCAGAAUCAGGACAGAUCUUUUUUGGCGUGACUGUUUGUCUUCCCAGACUUCCGGAGGAUCUGAGUUCUCUGUGGGCUUAUGUAACCUUCCAUGGAGGAGAAUGUCAGCUGAACCUGAACAAGAAGGUCACACAUUUAGUGGUGAAGGAACCAAAGGGGAUGAAGUUUGAGUGUGCCCUGAAACACUCACACAUCAAGAUUGUCACUCCAGACUGGAUCACAGACUCUGUUUCAGCUAAAACCAGGAAGGAUGAGGCCCUUUAUCACCCCAGACUCACGUAUGUGGAGCCUGACGAAGAGGAGGAGAGCGAAGCUGAGUCCUGCAACAUGCGCUCUCGUUCAGAUGCCUCCAGCGGGGGCUCGUCCGGGGAGGAGUCCAGUCCUCGCAGACGACCCGGACCCAAACGCUUCAACUCCGUCUCGCCGACCUCUCCCCGGAAACCCGAGCGCCGCAGCGAGCGAAUGUUCGACGACUCCGACGACGACUCCUCCACGGAGAAAGAGGGCACCAACCUGAACUGGACCCCGGCCGAGGUCGUGGCGCCCACCAUCCCUAUCCCCGACGGCCUGGCCAGGCGGCGGGGAGGCGUGCCGGGCAGCAAGGACCCCGUGUCGGCGGCGGGCAGCGGGCUGAUCAACCUGUGUGCCAGCGUGCCUCCUGUUCCUGGCAGCGCAGGCCUCGGACCUGCAGAGGUUCGCUCUGCUGCUGCAGCCAUCAGUCACUCUGCACAGCAAGGUGGACCAGGUCCAGAGGGUAUGCCUGGAUGGAACCAAGCCAUUAGAACCCUACGCAACAUAACCAACAGCGCUGACAUGCAGCCGGCCAGUCGACCUUUUGUUUUACAGAUCAUCCCAAACCUGCCUGGCAGUCAAACCAAGCCUUUGGAUCAGACGAAUCUGAGCCACAUUCAGACCCCAAACAAUACCAACCUUCCUACGUUCAACCAGGCCAAGGUGGCCGAGCUGCAGCAGCAGACUCUGCAGCAGUCUCACCAGUCUGCUCAGCAACAUCAGCAGCUACCACAGCAGCCACAGCAUCCCAUGAUGCACCUGCAGCAGCAGCAGCAGCAGCAGCUGAUGAAGCUGCAGCAGUCCCAGGUCGUUCAACAGCAGGGUUUCCCCCAGCUGCAGCAGCAGCAGCAGCAGCAGUUUCUGCAGCAGCAGCAGAUGUUUUCCCAGCAGCAGCUGCGGCCCCAGCAGCUCCUCCGGCCCGGUCUGCAGCAGCUGCAGCAACAGCUGCAGCAGUAUCAGCAGCAGCAGCAGCAGCGCAUGCACAUGUUACAGCAGCAGCAGAACCAGCAGCAGCUACACCAGCAGCACCUGCAGCAGCAGCAGCAGCAGCAGCAGCAGCACCUCCUGCAGAUGCAGAAGCAGCAGCUCCAGAAUCAGCAACAUCAGAACCAGCAGAUCUUCCAGCAGCCUCCUCACAUCUCGCAGCUGUUUGGACAUGAGCCAGGACAAGACGUUCCUCAGGACAGCUUCCUGCUCGGCUGUGUGUUUGCUGUGGCCGAUUACCCGGAACAAAUGGCCGACAAACAACUGCUGGCCACGUGGAAGAGGGUCAUCCAGGCCUGUGGGGGUGUUGUUGACCCCACGCUGACCAGCCGCUGCACUCACUUGCUGUGCGAGAGUCAAGUGAGCAACAUGUAUGUUCAGGCUCUUCGAGAGGGGAAGCGCUGUGUGACGGCCCACUGGCUCAGCACCGUGCUGAAGAAGAAGAAGAUGGUUCCUCCUCAUCGAACGUUACAUCUGCCCUUCGCCUUCCCUCCAGGGGCCAAACCAUGCUCUCAGCAUAUCAUAUCGGUGACAGGCUUUGUGGACGCUGACAGGGAAGACCUGAAGCUGAUGGCGUACCUGGCUGGUGCCAGAUACACGGGAUACCUGUGCCGCAGUAACACGGUCCUCAUCUGUAAAGAACCCAGAGGACUGAAGUACGAGAAGGCCAAGGAGUGGAAGAUCCCGUGUGUCAACGCUCAGUGGCUGUGUGACAUCCUGCUGGGGAACUUCGAAGCUCUGAGGCAGAUUCAGCACAGCAGAUACUCCAUCUUCACUCACCCCGAGCCGCUGGCGCCCAACCCUCAGCUGGUCCACAAUCUGCUGGCUGCUUGGAGAUCUCCAAUCAAAGUAACUGCUGAAGCGCUGGCGAACCUCCAGCUGGUCCAGAAGCAGAAGAUGUCUGAGUCCACCAACACACCUGCAAACAAGAAGGCCAGACUGGAAGAGAUCCAGUCCCCCAGUAAGAAGCUCCCCCCAGAGUCCACCCCCCGGGUUGUGUUCACAGGCUUGGAGCCCAUGCAGGUGCAGCAGUACACCAAGAGGCUACAUGCUUUAGGUGGGGAAGUAGCAGACUGCAGUCAGAGCGCCACCCACCUGGUGGCCAGCAAGGUGACCCGCACCGUCAAGUUCCUGACGGCCAUGUCUGUGGUGAAACACACUGUGACUCCGGAGUGGCUGGACGAGAGCUGGAGGAGCCAGAAGUUUGUGGAUGAGCAGAGUUAUACUCUCAGGGAUGCAGAGGCAGAGGUGCUGUUCAACUUCAGUCUGGAGGAGUCUCUGAAACGAGCGCGCAGUGAACCUCUUUUUAAGGGGAAGGUCUUCUACCUGACUCCGGGGAUUUGUCCGAGCCUCGGCACCAUGAAGGCCAUCCUGGAGAGCGCAGGAGGGAAGCUGCUGUCCAAACAACCUUCAUACAGGAAGAUCAUGGAGCACAAACAGAACAAGAACCUUCCUGAGAUCAUCUUAAUUUCCUGUGACAAUGACCUGCACCUGUGCAGAGAGUAUUUUAUGAAAAACAUUGAUAUCCACAAUGCUGAGUUCAUUCUGACCGGAGUUCUGACCCAGAAACUGGACUAUGAAUUGUAUAAGUUCACCUGAUGAAGAAACACGGAUCAGGCCUCACGGACUUUUUGUAUAGAUUGGUUCCAGCGCACAGCUCUCCUGUCCUUUUCUAGAUUUUUGUUACCCGUGAGAACAAAAUGGAUAUUAUUUUUAUGAAACAAUUGAAAUAAUUAUGGAGGAAUAAUUCUCUUCUUACUAAAAUAAAAUGUAUAAAUGUUGUAUACAUUACUUUUUGAAAUAAAACUGAUUGUGUUUGUGUAAA
Austrofundulus limnaeus is the source of this 3430-nucleotide messenger RNA. It is a transcript of the gene paxip1, whose product is annotated as PAX interacting (with transcription-activation domain) protein 1. NCBI's taxonomy places the organism in Eukaryota, Metazoa, Chordata, Actinopteri, Cyprinodontiformes, Rivulidae. The record is from RefSeq and is a predicted model, not a curated record. Gene Ontology annotation, cellular component: nucleus. Gene Ontology annotation, biological process: positive regulation of transcription initiation by RNA polymerase II. Bases 55 to 3204 code for a protein of 1049 amino acids. The transcript is spliced from 23 exons.